UCACAGGGGAAGGGGAGAGAGAGAGAGAGCGGGAGAGAGAGCUCUUGCGAAGUGAUUUGGCGGUUCGGUGAUGCCAUACCCGGAGGAAGAAAUGGAGACGGGAAGGAAGCCGGAGGAUGAGGGGGAGCAGAAUGAUAUCCCCGAUACCACUAGCACGAACAAGGGGAAAUCUUGCAAGGGUUGCCUCUACUACUCCUCGCUCUUGAAAUCCAAACACCGAAAUCCGCUGUGUGUUGGAGUCAGCAGAGCCCUCCCUCAAGUGCCUAAUUAUGUUAUUGGUGAAUCCGAGUUGGAGGCUUCUAAAGAAGGUCGCAGCUUGGCAGACUUUAAGUAUGCAUGCGUUGGCUAUUCUGUUUACUUAGAUAAGAAGGACAGCCCGGCUGGACAGCAAGGAGACCAAGCAGAGUUGCCUUUUUGUGUUGGCAUUGAGCUUUUGGUGGACAAACGGGCCACAAAUACUGAGCAUCUUCCUUCUCAUGUUAACAAUAACACCAAAGAGGAUGCUCCUGUGUUUUCUCAGCCCCGAACAUACAAGCCGCCACAUUCAAUUGGUGAUGAAUUCUUGAAUAGGUUCACAAGAAAUGCAAGCCUGGUUGCAUCUGGUGUGGCCAGAAACCUGUAUAGGGUGGGCAAUUAUAUUAAGGACAAUGUUGAUGACAUUCUUUAUCCAUAUCGUAGGCGACCUAAAUAAUUGGUGUGUUCUCAAAUGGAUGAGUGUACAGUAAUAAUUGCCCCCAAUACGCGAGGUUUACAGACUGAACUGCACACCAUCGCUACAGCCAGCUUUACUGGCUUGCAUGUUCAUUUCUGCACGUUGAAAUUACACCAAUCUGUUACCUGGUGUAAUUUGUAUUUAAUUUUGUUGUUUGAUUUAUUAGCAUUACAUCAUUAAGCAAGUAUGUGCUUUCAGUAA
Messenger RNA from Nymphaea colorata (pocket water lily), 913 nucleotides. RefSeq lists its product as uncharacterized. The coding region runs from base 71 to 691 and encodes 206 amino acids. The transcript has 5 exons. The record is from RefSeq and is a predicted model, not a curated record. Lineage: Eukaryota; Viridiplantae; Streptophyta; Magnoliopsida; Nymphaeales; Nymphaeaceae.